AUGCACUCUAAUAGUGUUCACCGCCAUUUGGUGUUAUUUUGUACAUUAAUAUUAUUAUCAUUGUGGUGGAAUGCGGUAAUAUGCAUUGCAGAUAAACCAUCCCGAAGAAAUUUCUCCAAAGAUGACACUUUGCUGAAGAAAGGCUUAAAGCCAUUUCCAAUGGUAUUUCCAGACUCGUUUGUUAUUAAUUUUAAAGUGACCAAUAGAGAUGAUGUCCAUCUCAGAUUUGAAGGCACAGCUGCAAUAAGAAAGAAGGAAAUAGGACUCUCUCAUAUCAAGCUUACCUCGAAUACUGUCCUUAGAGAAAUUGUCAGUGCGAGAAGUGACACUAGCCAGCAACACAAACAAAUUCUUAAGAGAUAUUUCUUUGACUCUAGCAAGUUUGCAUUCAGAGAAGUCACUCAUGAAAAUGGCUCUCUCCUUCCUUCCUCAUCUAAAUUGGCUUCUACCUCACCUUUCGAGUUUCACAAAUUAAUUGACAUUAUUGAGAAUAGUAGCUAUUUGAUUCCUGACGACAGUUCAGUAUAUGACAUUGCUGUGAACACUCUUUGCUCAUCCAGAAAGUUCCACAGAUUGAUCGUAUUUUUUGAGCAUCAGCACUAUGUUCUAUGUGUAGACAAGCAACGAAAACCAUUUAUUGUCUCUCAUAUCAUUAACAACAAUUUCAUUGUAAAUAUUACCAGAUUUAUCCCAGUGAGUGGGGAACAACCACUUUUAACAGGGCUCAACCCAGAAGAUGAGCAAUACUUCCCUCGUGGAACCUUAAAUUUUACCAAGACAGAACAAGAGAAAAUUCUGCUGUCAAACCCAAUUUAUAACACACCAGAAAAGGCGUACAUUUUCGAUCAUAAAUACUCGUGCUCUCUUGCUUGGCUACGAGAUGAUCAUUCAUGUUCUUCUUUGAAAGAAGAAGAUCCUAAGCAAAGCGUGACAAACAGAACAUGCAUUUUCUUGCAUGGUGUGGGUCAGUGGCCUUCACAAGCAGGACCUCCAGUCAACAGCUUCCCUGAUUAUUGGGGAAAGGUCAAUUCAUAUACGCCACAGUGCACAGAGAGAUGGUUUAUUCGAGAAGAGACCAAAUAUAGAGGAUGGAACAAUACGGAUUUGCAAAAAUCAUACUGCAAUCUUUCAUUGAUUAACAAUACUGGAAACGUGAUUCAAAACAAAAUCAUUUUCUCACACUCUAUGGGAACACUUAUCCUGGCUGGAGGCAUUCAAAAUGGUUUUUGUAAAAUAGAUCCAUCGAGCGUUUCUUGGUACGAUGUCAUGGGUCCUUUACAUGGCUCUAAAGCCUCUCUAUUCCUUAAAGAAAUAUGUGUGAGAGCAAAUACAUGGACAGAUCCAAGCAUUUAUAAAAUUGUGGCUGAUGAAGGCGGUUACUGCAUUGGUGGAAAUAGUACCGACGUAUUCCCGGCAUAUGGCACAUUGUCACCAGACUUUCCUGGAAUUCAAGAAUUAGUCAAAUAUGUAUCUCCCUAUGUGACCGGUCAAAUGUGUGGUACAUCUGCCUAUGGUUUAAAUUCAAUUUAUUCUGUGCCACUAUUUUUGUUAAGUGAAGUGGUGGGAUAUGGAGAAGUGAAUGAUGGAAUGGUACCCUUGUCCUCAUGCCAAGUAUUUCCUGACAAGCCACUCUCACAAGUGUAUUCAGAUUCAUAUUAUGCUGUAUCAGCUAAUCAUGCAGAUGGGACAUGCCGAGAUGGAGAUGCCUGGUGGGGAAACUCAAAGCCAUGUUCCUAUUACACAAACAAGGUAUAA
Molecule: messenger RNA, 1755 nt
Organism: Naegleria fowleri
Lineage: Eukaryota; Heterolobosea; Eutetramitea; Acrasida; Naegleriidae
Exons: 4
Coding region: 1-1755 (584 amino acids)
Source: RefSeq, a predicted model, not a curated record